ACACUAAAGCCCACAACCUGGCAGGGAUGAGUUAACAGGGAUCAGCCAUGGCGGUGACCCAUCUUUCUCUGGAGCUGCGUUUCCGAGGGAAGAAGCUGAGGGGCUUCACGUGCAAAGUGACCCGCUCGGCCCACGGCUUACUGCCGGAGAGCUCUUGGAUCAUCGCCGCCCAGAUCCUUCUGCCGUACCUGUUGUCCGGCCUGGGCAUGGUGGCGGCUGGGAUAGUCAUGGAUGUAGUGCAACACUGGGAUGUGUUCAAGGAGAUCUCGGAGGUGUUUAUCCUGGUGCCAGCCCUGGUAGGGCUCAAGGGGAAUCUGGAGAUGACAUUGGCAUCCAGACUGUCAACAGCAGCCAACACAGGGCAGAUGGAUGAGGCUCAGCAGCAGUGGAGGAUGGUGUUCUGUAAUCUGGCUCUGAUUCAGGUCCAGGCCACAGUCGUGGGCUUCCUGGCAGCUGUUGCAGCAGUGGGCCUCGGGGGUCUGACCAGGGGCAGAGUGGACGUUAUCCAGGCUGCUGUCCUCUGUGCCAGCAGCGUCACCACUGCUUUCAUCGCUGCACUGUCUCUAGGUCUGUUGAUGGUGGCAGUGAUUAUUGGAUCCAGGAAGGUGGGCAUCAACCCAGAUAACGUGGCAACACCCAUCGCUGCCAGCCUCGGUGACCUCAUCACUCUGUCUCUGCUUGCUUACGUCAGCAGCCUCUUCUUUUGUUACAGAGACAUGUGGUACCUGCCUCCUGUGGUGUGUGGCUUCUUCCUGCUCCUUAUCCCAGCAUGGGUUAUUAUUGCCCGACGCUCUCCACCUGUCAGCGAUGUCCUAAAAUCAGGCUGGCAACCGGUCAUUUUGGCCAUGUCCGUUAGCAGCAUUGGUGGUCUGAUUCUGGAUAAGACCAUAGCCAAUCCAAACUUCGAAGGUAUGGCAGUGUUCACUCCAGUCAUCAAUGGUGUAGGCGGAAAUCUGGUGGCCAUCCAGGCCAGCAGGAUGUCCACCUACCUCCACUACUGGGGCGUUCCUGGAGCUCUUCCAUUUAUAAUGGGUGUGAACUGUCCUGGACCCUGUGCAACCCUCUGCUCCUCAGAUGUUAACUCUAAGUCAGCCAGAGUCCUGAUCCUUCUUGUAGUCCCGGGUCACCUCCUCUUCCUGUACACCAUCCACCUCCUGCAGGCAGGCCAUACUGCCAUGACGCCCACCUUCAUCAUCUGCUACCUGUCUGCAGCUUUGCUUCAGGUGGUGAUUUUGCUUUACGUGGCCAGCCUGAUGGUGCGAUGGCUGUGGCGAAGGGGACUGGAUCCAGACAACUUCUCCAUCCCCUACCUCACAGCUCUGGGUGACCUGCUGGGGACUGGUUUCUUGGCAUUGAGCUUAAGGCUGAUCGUGAUGCUCAGUUCUACUGGGACUGGAGUUUGA
Molecule: messenger RNA, 1403 nt
Organism: Perca flavescens (yellow perch)
Lineage: Eukaryota; Metazoa; Chordata; Actinopteri; Perciformes; Percidae
Product: solute carrier family 41 member 1
Exons: 10
Coding region: 48-1403 (451 amino acids)
Biological process (GO): monoatomic cation transport
Cellular component (GO): plasma membrane
Molecular function (GO): monoatomic cation transmembrane transporter activity
Source: RefSeq, a predicted model, not a curated record